This is a messenger RNA of Lycium ferocissimum, 1497 nucleotides long. RefSeq names its product protein MIZU-KUSSEI 1. NCBI's taxonomy places the organism in Eukaryota, Viridiplantae, Streptophyta, Magnoliopsida, Solanales, Solanaceae. Gene Ontology annotation, biological process: hydrotropism. The transcript has a single exon. The coding region runs from base 334 to 1104 and encodes 256 amino acids. The record is from RefSeq and is a predicted model, not a curated record.
CUACCACUAUUUAUCUUUCCCAAUUUCACAUUCUCUUUUACAGUAGUUUUCUGUCCUUUCUCUUCUUGAUCUCUGUGCUCCAUUUUUUCUUGAUACAAUUAGGUAGGGCUGCUCACCUUCUUUUGUCAGGAUUCUCUCUGCUAAUAAUCCUUCAUUUCCAAAGUCCAACAAAUUGAUUCCAAAAUCUUGAAAAUAAAAAUAAAAACUUCACUUUCAAACCCCAUAAAAACCACAAUAUUAGUACCCCAUAACAUAAGAGUCAAAAACAAUUCUUCAUAUUUUCCUAACUUCCUCAACUUCUCUUAGUCUUUUGUUUACUUCAAAUUUCAAACUAUGAGAGCCAUAAUGGCUAAGAACCCUCAUGAGUCUUUCUCAUUUUCAAGAAGAUACUUUAACUUCAAGAAAAAAGUUGAAGAUGAAGACUAUGAUGAUGAAGUGUACUUGACUGAUUACCACUCUUCUUCGCUAAGAGGCGAAGAAGAGUACUUCAGUGUGCAUUCGUUGUCAGGUCCGACAGCGAAUGCACCAAGAAGCAAGAAACUGUCGCGUUCGACAGUUUCUAAGCUUCGUUCGGCUCUUACAUUUGGUAAGAGCCGAACCCAAAUUGGCCUCGGGACUAAAGUGGUUGGUACUUUAUUUGGGUACAGAAGGGGACAUGUUCAUUUUGCAUUUCAAGAAGAUCCUAAAUUGGGCCCUGCAUUUUUUGUAGAAAUGGCCACUCCUACAAGCCAUUUGGUUAGAGAAAUGGCUUCAGGGUUGGUUAGAAUUGCAUUGGAAUCAGAUAAGAGGACUGGGAAAAAACCUGUGAAAUUGCUAGAAGAGCCAGUUUGGAGGACAUAUUGUAAUGGGAGGAAAUGUGGCUAUGCAAUGAAAAGGGAAUGUGGACCUGAUGAAUGGAAGAUUUUGAACUCAAUUGGGCCUGUUACAAUGGGGGCUGGAGUUUUGCCAAGUGAUGGAGAUGGAAUUGGCUCAGAAGGUGAAUUAAUGUAUAUGAGGGCUAAAUUUGAAAGAGUUGUUGGGUCUAAAGAUUCUGAAGCAUUUUACAUGAUGAAUCCUGAUGGUCAUGGUGGUCCUGAACUUAGCCUUUAUUUGCUUAGAGUUUAAAUACUUUUCAGUUCAUAACGGUGGCGUACAGACCAGCUCAUGCAUCUCGACUAUUUUAUCGGGUGUAUGCCACCAAUUUAUGCGUUUCAACUAUUUCACCGAAUAUCUGCUAUGCUGAGGGUUGAAUUUUGCGUUCAAAACUUGGGAGUUAUAAAUAUAUGUAAUAUUAUAUGAUGAUAAGUUCUUAUGAAGACAUAAGAGGUUAGUUUUUGCUUUUCUUAUGAUGAUUUUGGAGGGAGAAAUGGGUAUAAUUAUGUAUUUUGGUUUGUUUAUGUACUAGUAUCAGGAAAUGGGGGGAAACAAAGAUUUGGAGGUGGAGGUGUGAACUAUGUAUAGAUUAUGUUUCUAGUUUUCUUGAAGUGAAAGAUAAUGAAGUAAACUUUUGUACUCUCU